Molecule: messenger RNA, 3498 nt
Organism: Melitaea cinxia (Glanville fritillary)
Lineage: Eukaryota; Metazoa; Arthropoda; Insecta; Lepidoptera; Nymphalidae
Exons: 6
Coding region: 169-1815 (548 amino acids)
Source: RefSeq, a predicted model, not a curated record
UUUUUGUAGUAUAUUGGUCGUCCAAUUGUAAACAAUUUUAUUACGUUGUUUAAAUUAUUUCCCUUGAAGCCAUCAAAAGCUUUACAUAAUUAUUAUGUGUUAAUCCGCACCAAUAUCAAUAUGUUUUAUUUUUAUAUAUUUCACUCCUAAAUUAUUUGCGGGUUCAAUAUGGGGGGACGAGUUACUGGUUUUAUUUUAUUUGUUCUUUUAAAUUAUGUUUCUUGUCAGCGUUAUCAACUUUGCGAGAACAAUACGAAGAUAACUCGUAGUUGUACAACACAGAUAUUGGGUGAAGAUUAUUUUGACGAAAGUAGCUGUAAAGUUGAAUACAUACCACCGAACAGUGCAGACUGUAUUGAUAACUUUGGACCUAUAACAUGGAAUGAUAAAAUCGGAGGAGUCAGUCUCAGGCCGUAUAUCAUACCCGUUGUUCACCAAGAUGAAUUAACUCGUUUCACAACCAAUUAUACUGUUCUAAACAUUACAUUUACAAAUAUAAAAUGGAAAACCAUGAAGUUUCGUUUCCGAAAAUUCAUGAAUGUCGAGAGUCACUGCAGGAAUAUUGUUAUUUCAAACGAUGUAACCAUCAACGACCAGUCGAUGCUUUAUUAUGACUGCUAUUGGUCCCUUACAAACGGAGACUAUAGUGGUCGUAGCCAUAUGCUCGACUUUGAGGCUACCGAUGAUGUUGUUGUGUAUAGAGGUCGAUAUAGUUUCAAUAUACCAACUGCAGAAAUGUUAAGUACAACUAUAAGUGAAGCAGAUUGGAAACCGUUUGUAUACAUAGAAAUAUUAACGACAUCCAUGAAGUUACAUAUAAUGCCUCCUCCGUCUCAACUCAAAAUAGACUCAUAUCAAAUAGAAGUCAUGAUGGAAUGUAACAAAGAAACGACUUGUAAGGAAAUGGUUAAAAGUGCAACAAUUAAAUUAAGGAACAACACAGAUGAUGUCACAUAUGGUCACAGUUUGUUAAUAACGGCUGGAACUUAUUAUUUUGUGGUCACACCAAUACACGAGAAGUGUAAACGGGGUGAGGUUGAAUGUCAGUUUGUGGAGAGUCCAAGGAUUGUUAUCACUAGUGAAGUCCAUCAAAAGAUAAACAUCUGUAUCGCCAGCAUCACAGCUCUGAUUGUAGCAACACUGUUUGCCUACUAUAUUGUACUCCGUGUCAUCCGACGUUAUUGGUGCAAGGAAUAUGGAGAGAGUGAGUCUUUAGAAAUCCCACCACCACCGAAAGUUCUAGUCAUAUAUUCGCCAGCGAAUCGCCUCCACGCACAAUGUGUCGAAUCAUUUAUAGCCUACCUUCGUUCAGAAUACGGCUUUGAUAUAAUGUAUGACGGGGAUAUCAACAAGACAUCUCACAGCGAUCCAGUUAUAUGGGCAGAUGAGGCCAUAACACUUGCUACACAUGUAAUAUAUAUAGUCGGACCUGCUGAAAACACCAAUCUGUACAACAACAUCUAUGAUAAACCAAUAAUAGCACACAAGGAUAUCGAUAAAAUCCUUCUGAAUAACCUAAAAGGUGCAAGAGUUUCCGGAUGCUUGAAAGUUAUCAAUGUUUUCUUUGAACAUUCCAAUGGAAAGGUGCCAUAUGAAACUAAGCACGAUAAACCGUUUUUCUUGCUUAAGGAUUGGCAGAAAUUAAUCGCUUAUUUGUCUAAAAAUAUGCUGCCCAAAAAGCAAAUAAUGCGGUCGGAGAAAGGUUGUUGUUUCUUGGAAGACUUGAAAAAGGCUAAGGAAAUGUUGAACGGUAGAAACGAUGAUGUUGUUAUCAGAUGUGAGAAGAAUUUGAUUGAAAAGAAAGUGCUUUUGUAAUUUACCAAUGCAAAGAGUAUUUGGUGUUUUUCAUUUCGACAGAACAUUAUAGUUUGAUGUUCAAUUUGUUGAAAAUAAUCGUUAAGAGUAUUAGCAGAGCUAAAUGUUCUUCUAAAGAAGUUCAUAAGUAUUUCAGAAGAAUCUGCAUUGUGGAGAUUGAUUUCUCGUUGUAAAAAUUUUAAUUGGUGGAGUUUGUAGUGGUUUUUAUGGAAAAGUUUAUAUAUAUAUACAAGUUGUUGCAAAGGUGUGUGUGUAUGUGCAUAAUAUUGAAAGGAAAACAUAAAUAUGUGAUUCGGACAAUUUGAUGAAAGACAAGUGUUGAAAGGAAUGUUUCUUGUUUUAAAAUUGCACGUAUAAUCUUAUUUACUAUGGUAUCAUCAAUAAAAUGUUAUUUAUUUAUUAUUAAUAGGUUUUAAUUUAAAUAAGUGUUCAAUGUGAAAUAGUGAAAAUGUUAAAAUUAAAUUUUUAGGAUUAUAAUAUUUUUCUAUGUAAUGUCAUUUAAUAUAAAUUACACUGAAUUCUUGAGGAAUAUUUUUGUGGUUAUAUAUAAUCGUUGUUUCUUACCAGUGAUUUAAUGUGAACCACGUCUCCCAAAUUUAUAAAUUAAUUAAUUUUUAAUAUGCUAUUAUAGUGUACAAAAAAAAUGUUGCAAUUUAUACAUUAAGAACCUAUUACAAUCUGUUACUAUAAAGCCAUUUAUAUUAUUACUUGUGAUGAAUUGCAUAAAAAAUAAUGGUGUGGUUUGUUUGUACAUGGCUAACUUAAUAUUUAUAUUUUGAAGGUAUUAUAUGUAAAGUUGUUGUCUUAUUAUAAGUAUUUCGAACAAAAUGUUUGUAGCCUGAUGCGCUUUCUAUAUUUCUUACUAUUUCUACAACUCAAAUGCAAUUUCAUAUCUUUUUAAAGCUUUUGAAAGAUAGUUCAAAGAUGUCAUUCACUCAGUCAUUCACUCAUUCAUCCUAUGGCUUUUCUUCUCACUGUUGAAUGUAAGGGCCUGUUUUAAGUGCAUCAAAUAAAUCUUGUUUGACGUAUAACGGUAUCCAACAGAUAAAAUUAUGAAAUUCUUUAUCACCAACAAACUCGAAUUUAAGUGUUGGAUAAUACUAUUUGCAAUCUGUAAAAUAAAAAGUGGUAGAUGAUUAGUUGAAGUGUUUCACUUCCUGGUCUUUAAGCCUAUCAGUAACUUAUGUGCGAGAUUAACUAUCACUAACUUGUCAAAAAGGCCCUUGUUAUAAUUAAGAAAUUAUCAAGUCGUUUUAUGUGUAGAAGUAAUUUUGAUUUAAAUCGGUGUAACUAUAUAAUCAUUUAGUGCCAUAGGACUCAUUGAAUGCGUGUUGAAAAUUUUUAUGAAAUACAUUUCGGCUACUUAAUUUUAUUAACGGAAAUUUAUAAUUAUUCCCUUAAAUGAAAAAGUUUCUGACGAAGUUCAGUAUAUAUGUAUAAAAAACUUUUAGGGUUGUCAGUUUGUUCUUAAAAAAAUGUAUUUUUUUUAUUUUUUGUAUAUAUAAUAAAUGAUGUGGUUGUUGCAUAUGUCCGUAAUUUUCAUAUGUUAUAAGUACCUACAUAUAUUUAUCGUUGAUCUCAAUUCCAAACUGUUGGAGUGAACGUGUUCUAUCAUUAUACAGGACUUUUAAGCUCAAUAUAUACUUUGUGAUGUAUUUUUGUAAAUAAAAUCUUAAACACAAA